Messenger RNA from Botrytis sinoallii, 2315 nucleotides. RefSeq lists its product as uncharacterized. The transcript is spliced from 4 exons. The record is from RefSeq and is a predicted model, not a curated record. The coding region runs from base 780 to 2213 and encodes 477 amino acids. Lineage: Eukaryota; Fungi; Ascomycota; Leotiomycetes; Helotiales; Sclerotiniaceae.
UCGAGAUUAUUUUUCUAUUUAACAAUGAUCAGCCACUUACAUCCGCCUAGACGCUAUCGGUAUAUACUGACUACUUCGUUCGAUCAAUUCGCAUUCUAAAAGUUCCUUCUAUGUACUCUCUCCUCUUCUUCAUGCUUUGUAACAGCGAUUGAUCAAUUGAGAUUGGAGGCGUUUGUUACCGGGCGAUCCGAGUUCAUUCAUCGAGGCUCUAAACCAAAUCAGUUGAGUCCGAUAAGCUACACAUGGUAUUGACAUACUUGAGAAGAUUUCUCUCAUGAUAUGGCGCGAUCAUAUCUCUACCCAUAUCUCAAUGAUCACUCUUUGCUUCGUUUUCUCAUCGUUAGUUGCGACAAGAAACAUCAGUAUCACGUGAUCAUAUCAUCAUCUGACUCGUGCACCUUCCCGUCACUUGACUUUAACACCUGAGAGCACUUUGGUAAGAUGACUAUUCCCGUCUACAACACAGUGGAGUAUGAGGGAGAUGAGGAUCAAAACAAAAAGCAAACAAACGGGUCAACACACUCGCAAUUUCAAUGCUAUAAUUGCUUUUGAAAUGAGAAUUUCUUUGCAUUGUGUUUCGAAGCAAGGAUUUCCCUUUCAAACAUGAGCGCCGUGUUCACUAUGCAUCAUGUGCUCGUACAACAGCAUGAAACUGCAUUUUAUCAAUUCUGUAUCAAAAUCAAACACAUUCAAAGCGAAAUGUUACAUUCUUUCUUUCUCGAACGUUUUUGCUUCUUUUCCAUAUUUCCAUCUCUGUCGAGUGAAUAGAGAUUCAAAAGAUGGUCAACCACAUAUAUUAUGAACUCCCAGCGGAUCCCAUAGAAAAUACUCCUAGGCCUCUUACUUCAUCACAACCACAAAUACAACCACAAUCGCAACAACCACCUUCAUUGCCUCCCCGAAGUUCUUCGGCUUCAUCACCUGACGAUAAUGCGACGAUUCGAGGUGUUCCUGGAGAUGACCCAUCUGCUAUACCUCUACCACUCUUUACACGUCGAUCAAAUUCGAAUCUCUUGAAUCAAACUUCAGCAAACUCUACCCACAAUAUCACAUCAACACCUUCUCCGAAUAGACCUCCUAUACCCACUGUUGAGUCAUACGAAACCAGCUCUUCCGAGAACCCAUCACCUCUCCCGCGUGACAGAUCAGAUUCCAGUAUCCACACCGGUCCAGCUCUUCCACCCCGAAGAAUCUCUCAACACAACCCAAAUGAAGUUUACUAUACCCGAGAAUCUCAUAGAGUGGUCGCAUAUCUUAUACCUCUCCCUAAACCAAUCGAUGUUUCUGAUGCAGAAUUUCCUCAGCGCUACCUAGUAUAUACACCACCAGCUGCUCAUCUUCUUAAACCAGCUGAAGGCAUUAAAGAGGGUAAACGACAUAAGGGAAAACGAGUCUGGCAGCGUGAGGUCAAGAAAGCCAAGACUUAUGAUGGUAAAACUAUGAGUCUCAAAGGACUUCAUAGUAAAACCACCAGAGGAGUAGUCUGGGGAAUCAAUUCCAUCAAAAAUACAGACAUCACGUUUCUCAACCGAGUGCCAAGAAAAGAAAUCGAAGAACUUCAUCUGAUAUACCCACCCACCAUACCUUAUUCACCUAUCGACCUCCGCAACCAAUUCCUUUCCCAACUAACCCGCACUAAAGCCCGUGCUAAAAAACAUGCUGCAAUCUCUACUCUUCUCCUCCUCCCCACCCUUUUAAUAGACACAUUUGCCGCCGUCAUCUGGCCUUUCGGUGGUCUCUUCGAAGUAGACGCCGUAUGGACUUUCACCUCCGUUCGCGGCUAUCUCGUCUCUCGCUCCGUAACCAAAAGAUUAUCCUCCCAGGACACAAUUCAUGAUCACGAACAAAUGCGCAUCCAAGAUCGAGAAUUGUACCUCCGCUUUCAUAAAUCUGAACAAUUGAGAAUCUUAGAGAGAUAUGUCAAAGAAUUAUGUCAUAAGCAGAAUCCGAAGAGAUUUGCAAGUGCGGGGGUGCCACCGACAGAAACGGAGGUUUUGAAAGCGAUGGGAUGGGAACCGGAUAUGAGAGGGAGGGUUAAGAGUGGGGAGAGAGGGGGGAUGCCAGAGGGCGGGAUGAGGGACUGGGAUGAUGAGAGGUGGCAGGAACGAGAAGCAAAAGAUGAUUUACUUGGGGUUUUGGGGAAGGGCGCAAAGAGUUGGGAUAAAUGGUGUAAGAAGUGGGAGAAAAAUCCAAAGAAGGCGGAGAAGAAGUGAAGGGAUGGGAGUUGUGAAGUGUAAUUGAAUGUAUGAUUUAGCGUAAUGUAAUAUAUGAAUUUAUGUAAUUUGACGAUUCAUAUGAAGGACGUUGUUGAAUCU